Bacillus rossius redtenbacheri is the source of this 6712-nucleotide messenger RNA. RefSeq lists its product as uncharacterized. Lineage: Eukaryota; Metazoa; Arthropoda; Insecta; Phasmatodea; Bacillidae. The transcript has 9 exons. Gene Ontology annotation, molecular function: adenosine kinase activity. Gene Ontology annotation, cellular component: cytosol; nucleus. The coding region runs from base 468 to 1511 and encodes 347 amino acids. Gene Ontology annotation, biological process: purine nucleobase metabolic process; purine ribonucleoside salvage. The record is from RefSeq and is a predicted model, not a curated record.
CGGCUAGUGUCCGUAGGGUUAAUGCUCGUUGGCUAGUGUCAAGUUAUUGAAGGAAGUAUUUGGAAGCAUAAAAUAUUAAUGUCAUUAUGGGUUUUUUCUUUAAUUUAUAAUUAUUGUUUUAUAUAGCAAUAUUUUUUUAGGGAAUGUUUAAUUGAGUUUCGUGAUUUAAAGAUUUUUUAAAUUCUGUUAAAUAUUAUUUGGUUUUAAAAGUCUGGCAAUAAUGGUACAGUUUAGAAUGGAGUGGUAGUACUGUAAUUGGAAAGGAAAACGUCAUGUGUGUGUUAACGUUGUGUUUGAAAUAGUUUUUAAGGUUAAAAAAUUUUAUAGUAAAUUUGGAUUUGUUAUGAUAACCCUGUACGGCAUUAUCUUCUUGGGAGCGAGGUUAUCUUGGCUGUCGCAAGAGGAGCCUCAAGGUCGCGCACUCUGCAGAGGUUGAAGUGCUGUUUGCCUUCGAAGCAAGCUGCAGGAUGUCGGCUAAUCUGAGCGAGGGGCUGGUGCUCGGGAUGGGCAACCCGCUGCUGGACAUGUCCGCCAGCGUGGAGGAGCAGUUCCUGCAGCAGUACGACCUGAAGCCCAAUGACGCCAUCCUGGCCGCGGAGAAGCACAAGCCGCUGUACGAAGAGCUCGUCCGCGGCCACAAGGUGGACUACACGGCCGGGGGCUCCGUGCAGAACGCGCUGCGCGUCGCGCAGUGGGUGCUGCGCAAGCCGAAGGUGACGGUGUUCUUCGGCAGCGUGGGCGCCGACGAGUACAGCCGCAUCCUGGAGGACCGGGCGCGGGGGCAGGGCGUCGACGUCCACUACCAGUGCCACGCCCACGAGCCCACAGGAAAGUGUGCUGUGUUGAUCACUGAUAACGGCCAUAGUCGCUCCCUCUGUGCCGACCUUGGGGCCGCAAACUGCUUCACCAUCGACCACAUCCGCACUCCUGAGAACAAGAAGCUCAUUCACAACGCCAAGUACUAUUAUGUUUCCGGUUUCUUCCUGACUGUGAGUCCUCCGUCCAUCAUCGAGGUGGCUGAACACGCACACACCAACAACCACUUGUUCAUGAUGAAUCUCAGUGCACCGUUCAUAUCACAGUUCUACAAGGAGCCGUUGAUGAGGGCGAUGCCCUACGUCGACAUCUUAUUUGGCAAUGAAAUGGAAGCAGAAGCAUUCGCAAAGGAGCAGAAUUUCAACACUGAUGACUUUAAAGAGAUUGCUCUGAAGAUAACGCAGCUUCCGAAACAUAAUACUAACAGGAGCAGAAUAGCAGUUCUUACACAUGGUCACCAUCCUGUCGUUAUGGCAAAAGAUGGGGUGGUGACUGAGUUCCCGGUGCCUCAGCUAGCACCCGAGAAGGUGGUGGACACGAAUGGUGCCGGUGAUGCCUUCGUGGGAGGCUUCCUGGCCCAGCUGGUGCUCGGCCGGCCGCCGGAGGCGUGCGUGCGCUGCGGCAUCUGGGCGGCCGCCCAGGUGGUCCAGCGCUCCGGCUGCACCUUCGACAGCAGCGAGACCUUCGUCGAGUGACGCGCCUGGCGGUCGCCGUGAACCAGACACUAGGAUAGUGUCCCUGUUUUGUCAUCUUGGCACUCAAACACACGCCCUACGUUGGUUGUGACCAGCGGGUACUGGAAACAAUUCAGAAAUCAUUAUUAUUAUUAUUUGCAAUGGAACUCUCGCUACAGCCAGAAUGUUCUGUUAACCACAGAUUUGCUGCUGGAAAAGAAUAACACAUUAAAAUGUAUAGAGACAGAAAACAGUACAUUUUAAACCCGUCUUCACCCUUUCAGGACCCUUGAAAAAUACCUUAACAGAGUUGUACUGUAGUUUUUUGUGUAAUGAAAACUUAUUUUUUGUGGCUAUGUUUCACUUACGAUUGUGUUUGUAAUUUAUUUGUGACGAAGCAGAAAUCCAAUGUUUUUAUUGUUAUUUUUUUAGCUUCUGCUAUGUUGAAAUUUAGAAACUACUUACAGGUUGAUGUAAAGUUAUUUUGUUUUUUAUUUACUUUGAAAAACUGUGUAACAACUUAUUUACUUGUUCAUCAAGCAGUGGUUUUGGUACUUUAUUCCUUUGCCCCAUUUUCUGUCAGAAUUAGUCUAUAGUAAGAUACCACUGAGUGGUGCUGUUUUUCAUGUGUUCAGUUGCAUGGGUCCAAUGUUCACUUAACUGUACACUGUAUGACAUUAUUGUAUUACUGUCUAUCAUUUAGCCUUCAAUGUGUUUACAUUUAUUUUAUAUUUUAAAAUUUAAUAGUUUACCUAUCCCUCACUUAGUACGUCCUCAGAUUGCACGGAUUCAUUUAGUGCAAUGUUAAUUUUAUUGCCCCAGUCUUGAAUAGCACGUCUGUAAAUUUCAGCUAACGCGAAAUCUCCACAGGCAAAAAAAAAGUCGGGCAUGACGCCAUGAAGUCUGUUUCAACUUCUGUAAACAACAGAUGUUCCGUGGGAUACAGUUAGCCAAAUAAGGGAAGCACGGAUGCGCGCACAGGUCUGACUACGCUAUCGGCUGUUGUACAAAAAUCAACUAUGGCAAGUUAAAUUGCUGCUAUGGAGUGUAAAGGACCAAAUUUUUUUACGUCCACGUGUAUGCUGCCGUGCCAUGCCGUUGUCGCCUGGCCACAAUCCAGGCCGUGAACUCAGUCUAGCCAGUGGCAGGGAAUUCACACAAACAAAAGCAACGUCUGCCCAUUCAGCUGCCAGUAACUGUACAUGCUUAAUACUCAUGUCAUAAUGCAUCAUGUUCAAGUAUUUGAGACCAAACUAGAAGUAUUACGGCAUGCAGAUUGACAUGAAGGCAACACUUAUGUUGGUCGCACUUCAGUUCUAAGCAAGUCAACUGUGCACACAAUUUUCUUUUAAAGACUUUUUAUACGUUAUAACCUUUAUCUGUUAGUCUGCGUCGCCGCAGUGUACUGUUUAUAAAAAUGUAGCCACCGCUAGUUGGCAUCAUUCAUGGUUGGCUAUAUUGCUUCCCGUACAGAGCACGCACACGUAGUCGAAUGAAUAUCGAUAUUGAUAUCUCGCCGAUUACAUGCAAUGCGCACUCUCUGUCUUGUGCUGAGUUUACUACAAUUGAUAGCCCCCACUAUUUCAUGGUAUAUAUUACAACGAUAGUCAUGCGUUAGUUCAGGCUCACAUUUAGGUCACAGAUUUUGUUUUUCUAUUUAAAGUUGAGGAAAGGUUUUUGUUGCAUGACUUAUUAAUUUAAAUUGUUUGGCGUGCUUUUUUAUACUCUACUUUUUAAAUAAACCUACUUUCCAUGAAUGGGUAUGUUUUUAUGAAGAACUCUACCUAACAGAAAUUUUUUUUUUUCACAUAAAUAUCGCACCCCUGCUUAUGAAACUUGCUCUUAUUAUAAAUUGUGCGACGAUUAUGCGAUAAGACACGAUAAGCACUUUAAUUUUUGAAAAAUAAAUCGGUUUCACUUUCAGUAAAGAAUGGGUUGGAAAGAUACAUGACGUGAGUUGAAGGUCACGCCCGGGCGGGUAAGUUAGCCAGCCGACUGACGAUGAAGUACAUAACCACGUAUCUCCCGUUACGCUGUGUCGUAUUUAUCAUUAAGUGUUAUUCUACUCAUUUAUAUUACGUAAAGUAUAUUUUCCUAGACAAUUUUGGAACACAUUAACAGACCUGCCAACUCUCACGAUUUUGGUGUGAGGCUCACGAUUUUAAGGUCCAUCUCACGCCCUCACGCCAAAAUAGUGUUUCCUCACGAUUUUUCGGGGCCCCAAGAUUUUGUUUGUAAAAGUUACAAAACAAGUUUUACGAAAGCUAACAGUAACGAGUUUCCAUCAAUACUCGAGUCACGUAAAGGAAGCAAUUUUGCGUUUUGUAGCGUGUGCCGUGCUGAUUUUUCUAUCUCGCAUAGUUGAAGAGGAGACAUUGUGAAACAUGUCGCUACAAAAAAACACAACUAACACAUGAAGUGUAUUGCUUCCAAUAAAAAAAAUAAUUUGGCUGUGAACAGUGAUAAUAGUGUUACACGAGCAGAAUGUUAUUUUACAUCUUUUAUAGUUGCGGCCCUGCAUGAUCACUACACGACAGCGCUAAAUUAUGUUCAACUAAAUUAAAUCUGCAACCUAUAAUUUGUUUAAAUAAAUUUUGAAGCAGAGACCAUGUAACAUAUGUACAGGUAUGUCACUUAAAUUUAAAGAUUCUCAUUUGUUGUUUUUUAUAUCUAAUCUGUAUUUAUGGGCCUGAAAAUUUUUAUCGAGGACCUCAUGAUUUUUUAAAUUUGAAUGUUGGCAGGUCUGCAUUAAUUAGCCUUGCUAUUUAUGGAAACUAAAACUUCAGAAUACGCGAUUUCGAAUAACAUGAGCAUUUUUAGGAACGAAUUAGUCGUGCUAAGUGAGGGAUAGGUGUACUUUACUGUGCUAACAGUAUAGUGAAAUCUCAUUACAACAUAUGUGAAAAUCAUCACAGUAAUGGUCUUACUCUUAAUGAAAGUAUAUGUACUUGCCUUCAAUCUAAUGCCCUAAUUCAUUCCAGGAAAAUAGAGUGCUAUUAAAAACAGCUCUAAUCAACUAAUUUAUUUUUUUCCAAAGAGUGUAUGUUAAAAUAUAUUAUAUAUAAAAAUAUAUAAUUUGUUCAUUGAAGCACUAAUUUAACUAAAAUUGUUUUCCGACCAUUGAAGUUUGUUUGUUGACUACCAUUUCAAUCAAGAUACUGUACUUGUUAAAAUCAAUUUACUGUAUUAAUUAUUUGUCUAAAUCAUUUAAAAUAUGUUUAUAUAAACAUUUGGGCUACAGUUUGAGAAUAAAAUACAAUGUUACAAAAUUCAUGAGCCACAUUUUUUGACAUAUGUCAUAGGCAUAACAUUUUGUAACAAAGUAUGUGCUAACAACAUUUAUGAGAUGCAAAAAAAAAUUUAUAUUAUUAAUACAGAAGUUCUGUUUCAAAGUCUAAUAACAUUAGGGAAACUGAACUUUAUGUUAUCUAAUAAAAAGAAAGAUUAGUUUUAACCUAUUAAUGUAAUUGCUGACUCUUGUUUACUAAAUUACUAAAUGUACAUCUGACAUCAUCACUUGACUCGCUACUCAUGACUUGCACUAGCGCAGCCUGGUAGUCACAAAGUAAUCUUGACUGAAAGCUUUUGACCUUUCUCACCAGAGCUGCAUGUAAGAGUUUCCAUUUGCUUGUUUCUUUUACUAUGAUUUUGAUGAAAUUUUGCACACUUGACCUUUGAAACAAGAUGGAAGGUCACUGUCUGCAUCAGAUUUCGCAACACCCCCCCCCCCUCCCCAAAUCCCUCAUUCAUAUACGUACCUCUUAAAGCAUAAUUGUGGUACUUCUUGAUGUAAUUUUGCUAUUGCAUUGUUGUUGCUUUCAUCAUUACCUGGCAACGGCUAUUGAAUUGUUGAUGCUUCCUUCAUCUAGCAACUGUUAUUGCAUUGUUGGUGCUUUCUUCAUCUCCUAGCAACUGCUAUUGCAUUGUUGAUGCUAUUUUCAUCUUGUGUCAUGAGCAGUGCGAGAGUGUUUUGCCUGUAGACUCCUGUACCAAACACUGGUACAUCAGCUAGUUGUUAGCAUGUUGUAUUAUGUUUAAUUUUACCCACAUGCCAUUGCCAUAGUAAUCGUACAGGAAUUAUAAAUUCAUGUACGUAGAUGAAAAAGUCUCUGCAUUUCUUCAAAUCAUGCCAUAAUUAAUUGCUGUUAUUCAAAACCGUGCAAAUUAAACAGUGAAUGUUUGAGGGGCAGUUUUACUGUGACAUGUUGCUAGUGGUUCUCACGUCUGACCAAUCUACCCAGAUUUAUUCUCAUCGAGAUCAUAUUGAUUUCUAAUUUAUAUGGGUGAUUUAUUUGACAGCAAUAAAGUUUAAAAAAAAUUGACAAACUAAUUUUUAUACUGACCUACUGUCAUUGUAUAAAGACUAGUAAUGGGUUGAAACCCAACUUAGUUGAAUUCGAAUCUCCAAUUUGAAACCCAAAGAGCACUUUGAAUACACCCCUUGAUCUGAAUCGAGGUGACAAGCGGCCAAAAUAAAAUAUUGUACUAGAAAUGAAAAAUAUUAACUAUGGUGCUGAAACAUUUAACCCUUUAAAUGUUUUAUUCAUAACUAUGUUUCCAGAAUCAAAACAUAUAAUUUUAUUUCUAUAAUUACAGCUUAAAAGUACAACAGCUUGGGAAAUGGUAACAGGAUAGGUAUGAAGUAUGGAAUUUAUUUCCUCUAAUAUUUUUCUUCAAUUCAUUUUCCUUGAAUAUCAGAUCCUUCGAAUGCUAAGGAUUUGAUGGUAUUUGGGUUUUUUAUUGGUCCAUCCCUAAUAAAGACACAUGAAAACAAUUUUUCUAAGAUACUUGCUCUGGUGUUGGGUAUUUCAGUCUGCAUAGGCAGUACUGCGUAGUUAUCAGCUCUCAGUUCCCUAUUUUCUGUUACCACUUGAGUAUGCAAAUGUCACAGAAGCAUAUGUGAAUAAUCUCACAGAAGGGAAAUCGCAUGGCAGAUUCUUUGAUACAGGCGUACUCCAUCGUUUGUUGGCUGAAACAACCUUACGACUGAUUGGCUACUCCAUGAUGGUGAACUUGUUCCAUUGUUUAGGUCUGCCAAGUGGCAAGCUUACUUCUCAGCCAGGAUUGGCACAUUGCGUUCUGCCGUGUUGCUGACCAGGAGAAUUUCAUCUUGUGGGCCAGGGAGAGGAUAAAAACACUUCCUGUUGUUUGCUUUUAAAUGCUUUCCUUUUGUUGGUGAAAAUUAUAGAUUAUUUUAGGAUUGGGAAGGGGGGGGGGGGUUA